CUCUUUAACAUUGCUUUUUUGUUUUUGUAUAAACAAAUCAAAAUAUAAACGGAGUUUAAAAAAAUCUAAUUAUUUUUAUCUAAAUCGAACACUACAAACUUUAAACGAAUUUAAAAAAAAAACACGUGAUGGUGCUCUUUUGUUAUUGUAUAAAAAAAUCAAGUACAAACGGAGUAAAAGUAAAACGAACUUUUUUUAUCCAAAUCCAAUACUACAUAAUACUGCAAAAGUAUUUUAUUAAAAUCUAAUAAAAACGCGAUGGCAGGACGAAGCAAUAUGGUAAAAUUAACACCCAAUCCUAAAUGGUACCUGCUGAUUAUCCUUGUAUUUUGGAGCGUCUUUAUGAUUAUCAGUGAUUUAAGUAAACUACCUUCACAUCCUAGAAAAAAAAGACAAUGUACGCCGGUAGAAAACGUAAUUUUUCUCAAAACGCAUAAGACAGGCUCAACAACAGUUGCAAAUGUUAUGUACAGAUAUUCAAUGUCAAAUCGUUUAAAAGUAGCAUUGCCAAGAUGCGGCCAUAGAUUUUGUUUUCCGCUAAAAUUUAAACACAAUUUCCUUUACAAACAUAAUGAAAAUGAAACUUAUAACAUGCUAUUUCACCAUGCUGUUUAUGACAAACUAAAUAUGUUAAAAAUCUUUGAUAAAGGUCAAACAAAGCUAGUAACCAUUUUGAGGGAGCCCUACUCCCAAUUUGACUCAGCUGCACAAUAUCUAAAGUUUAGAAAAUACUAUAAAUUAAAUGGAACGUUACCAGUUCUGGACGAACUUUUUAAGCUUUCCAACGAAGAAUUAGAAAAGUAUAUAAGGUCUCAAAAGUUUGACGGGUUCGGAACAUAUUCUUUAACAAAAAACCCAAAUGCUUUUGACAUGGGAUUUGAUCCUUGGAACGAAACUGAUGAGUAUAUUAAUACAAUUUUAAAGACAAUUGAGAAUGAUUUUAACCUAGUCAUGAUUACAGAAUAUAUGGAAGAGUCAUUGGUUUUGUUAAAAAAUGAGUUAUGUUGGAGUAUAAAGGAUGUAGCAUUUUUUCAUCAUAAUGCAAGAUUGACCAAGGAUGUCAAUACAAACAAUUUAAAAAAAGCAAAAUCCAGAUUAAUGAAUUGGAAUAAAAUUGAUGUCGCAAUAUAUAAUUAUUUUAAUCAAACAUUUUGGCGUAGAAUAGAAAACAGUGACAGUAAUUUCAAACAAGAUGUAGAAAAACUCAAAAGGUUGAACAAUUUGUUGAAAAUCACUUGUUCGUCACGACAGAACAGUGAAACUAUAGCAACAAAAGCAAUACUAAAGUCAGACUUCAAUAUAGUACAAAAUAUAACAGAACUAUGUUUUAACUUACUAAUCGAAGAGCAAAGUUUUACGAACUUUUUAAAACAAGCAAAAGAUAAGAAACUAUAGAAAUACAAUAAUGUAUUGUUGUUUUUAUAAAAUAUUGUGAUUUUUUUA
Hydra vulgaris (swiftwater hydra) is the source of this 1443-nucleotide messenger RNA. RefSeq names its product galactosylceramide sulfotransferase. NCBI's taxonomy places the organism in Eukaryota, Metazoa, Cnidaria, Hydrozoa, Anthoathecata, Hydridae. Gene Ontology annotation, biological process: glycolipid biosynthetic process. Gene Ontology annotation, cellular component: membrane. The record is from RefSeq and is a predicted model, not a curated record. Gene Ontology annotation, molecular function: galactosylceramide sulfotransferase activity.